Molecule: messenger RNA, 1216 nt
Organism: Crotalus tigris (Tiger rattlesnake)
Lineage: Eukaryota; Metazoa; Chordata; Lepidosauria; Squamata; Viperidae
Gene: VKORC1
Product: vitamin K epoxide reductase complex subunit 1
Exons: 3
Coding region: 318-824 (168 amino acids)
Biological process (GO): peptidyl-glutamic acid carboxylation; vitamin K metabolic process
Molecular function (GO): vitamin-K-epoxide reductase (warfarin-sensitive) activity
Source: RefSeq, a predicted model, not a curated record
AAAAACAUAUUUUUCUGCCCUUUUAAUAUUUCCUUCUCCGGGGCUCUGACUUCCCAUACUAGUCUAUAACCUUCUUGAUCCCCAGCCAAUCCGAAAUGCGCAGAAAGAAGACCCCCCCUCCUAUUUAGGGAACGCUAGACUGCAAUCCCCAGCAUGCCUUGCUCCUUUCCCUCCUUCGCUCUCUGACUGGCGGGGAUGCCUGUUCGAACGCAGGCAAGGCGGGCCAAUGGGAAGCGGCCUAGUGUCCCAGGGCCAGGCUGGAACAAAGCGGUAUUGGCUCAAGCGGUCAGUGUCCUCGCCUGGAGGCCGACGGCAGGAUGACGGUGCCCAGGUGGGAGCGCGUAAUCCGGCUGCUGCUCUGCGCGGCGGGGCUGGCGCUCUCUAUUUACGCCUUGCACGUAGAGACUUCCAAGGAGCGCGACGCCGCCUACCGGGCUAUGUGCGACAUCAGCCCCGAUAUCAGCUGCUCCCGCGUCUUCACCUCCAGGUGGGGUCGUGGUUUUGGCUUGGUGGCAGACCUUCUGGGACCUCACAGCCUCUUCAAUCAGCCAAACAGCAUUUUUGGGAUUAUUUUCUACAUUCUGCAGAUACUUCUGGGUUUCUUUAACCACAACCUGGCAGCCAUUACUCUAGUGGGCUCUUCGUUGGUCUCCAUUGCUGGAUCUCUCUACUUGGCCUACAUCCUUUUUUAUGUGCUCCAUGAUUUCUGUGUGAUUUGCAUCAGCACCUACAUCCUCAACUUUGCCCUCCUGUUUAUAAACUACAAGCGCCUCGGCUACCUCAACCGUCCACCCCAGCCGAAGGCAAAAGCUAAAAGGCACUGAACUCCAGGUCCUUUAGGCCUUGACAACCCCUGGACCUUAUUUUUGAAGAUGACCAAGUAGACUUAGAUCGUUUAGACACCAUCUUCAUCUUUCUGCCCAGGAAGCCAUGUUUUUCAGCACGUCUCUCAUCAUCCUUCAGACUCCAAACAUCUCAGCUACCUGAUUUCUACUACCUGGGUCUAAAAUGGAAGCUACCUUGCAUGGUGCAAACCAAAAUUGAGCUGGUUUGAUUUUACAACUUGUUAAGCGGCAUUUUUCCUUAGCUCUUUUAAAUUGUUUUAUAUGUAUACUCAUUUUGUACAAUUAGAGCAGUGGUUCUCAACCUUUUUAAUGCCGUGACCCCCAACUGGUCGUAAGUCAAGGACUACUCAACUGGUGCAGCACCAUUUGCA